AUUCGCCAUGGCACAUUAGCUAGUGUGUGAGGAGCUACAGUGGGAAAUUGAGAGUAGAUGGUCCUUAAAUGUACUGGAUAAAUAUACUCUACAUCUCCCAGAAUUGGUCAUAUGAACGUUUGGCAAAUAUUAAGCCCUCUUCUGCUUUCAUAAACUAUUCACUGAACGAUAUUAGAGUAAUUGUACAACACGUUUAAAGGCCUGUAAAGACGUAUGCUAGCUUACACUUGCUAACCAACGUAAACGCGGUUGAGCUAUCGCAGCUUUUACCUUUACUGAAGUGGUUAGUGUCACUAGCUAAUGUCGGCUAUCAUUCUAGACACUCAAGUUACGUUACCGUAGAUAACGUUAACUCUGGCCGUGGUGGAGAGAACAUUCGGUUGGAUCUAAAAUGUUCAUUGAAAACCUCGAUGCCUUGAAAACAUGGCUGUCUGAAACCCUCGAGCCCAUCUGUGAUGCAGAUCCCUCUGCACUCGCAAAGUAUGUCGUUGCAUUGGUGAAAAAAGAUAAAACUGAAAAGGAACUUAAAGCCCUUUGUAUCGACCAGUUGGACGUAUUUCUCCAGAAAGAGACCCAGCAAUUUGUGGAUAAGCUCUUUGAAGCUAUUAAUAACAAAAACUACCUCCCCCAGACAGAGCAACCAGCUUUACUGAUAAAAGUUGAGAAAGAUGAACAGAAAAAAGACGAGACAAAUCGGGAAGAGGAAAGGGAGAAAAAAUUUUCUCGCAGAGUGAAUCACAGUCCUCCACAAUCUAGCUCUCGCUACAGCAGAGAUAGCAGGAGAGGAGAUGACCGCAAGAGGGAUGACCGUUCCAGGAAGCGAGAUUAUGACCGGAAUCCACCAAGGAGAGAUUCCUACCGUGAUCGCUACAAUCGCAGGAGAGGACGCAGUCGCAGUUACAGUCGCAGUCGUAGCCGGAGUUGGAGCAAGGACCGCAUCCGAGAUCGAGAAAGGGACAGGGACCGAGAAAGAGAUAGGGACAGAGAUAGGGAUAGAGAUCGCACUAGGAGCAGGUCCCACAGCAGAACUCGUUCCAGAAGCAGGAGUAGAGAACGAGAUUCUGGAAAGUUGAAGUAUGAUCAUGAUCGAGUUGACAGAUCAGAGAGUGGGGAUGGAUAUACGCCAGCCGCCCUGGUUUCAACUGCAACCACAUCCCACUUUCCUGUGCCAACACUUAGCAGCACCAUUACAGUCAUCGCCCCAACACAUCACCAUAGCAACAAUACUACUGAGAGCUGGUCAGACUUUCGGCCUGAUCACCCGGUGGACCGCGGCCCUUUUAGUAGGGGACCACCUCCACAACAAAGAAAACGAUGCCGUGACUAUGAUGAGAAAGGCUUUUGCAUGCGAGGGGACAUGUGUCCAUUCGACCAUGGAAGUGACCCUGUUGUAGUGGAGGAUGUCAAUUUGCCAAAUAUGCUUCCUUUUCAACCUCCACCUAUUCCGGGUGUGGACCCCCCACCGCCACCAGGACUCCCACCCCCACCACCACUCAUGAACCCCCCACCUGUGAAUCUGAGGCCUCCUGUGCCCCUCCCAGGUGCUCUUCCACCUAGCCUUCCCCCUGUUGCAGGCCCGCCGCCUCCACUUCCUCCACUGCAGCCAGCAGGCAUGGAUGCUCCUCCCAAUUCCAUCACCAGCUCUGUUCCCACUAUUGUCACUUCUGGGAUGCGCUCCUCACUCCCCCAGGCCUCUGCACCACUCUUCACCUCUGACACUUAUGAGACAGAUGUGUACAAUCCUGAGGCUCCCAGCAUCACCAGUUCCUCCAGGCCUGUCUAUCGCCACAGGGUUAAUGCGCAGAGACCCAACCUGAUUGGCCUGACCAUGGGAGAGGUGGACCAGCCACAGAGAGAUAAAAUCCCAAAUAACAGUAUGAGGAUUGUUAUGGAAUCCGACUCAAGAAAGAGAUCGGCUAUCUCCCACGAUGGAGGCAUCCAUUCCAAGAAGCCUUGGUUUGAGAAACCCAACUUUAACAAACCCAACCACCAGGGCUACCACAAGAGAGCCCCAUUCAACUCCCUAAACGCCAAGCUGCUGGUUCGGCAAAUUCCCCCCGAGCUCAACAACAUCAGCAAACUCAAUGAACAUUUCAGCAAGUUUGGCACCAUCGUUAAUCUACAGGUGGCCUAUCAGAAUGACCCAGAGGGGGCACUCAUCCAGUUUGCUUCUCCAGACGAGGCCAAGCGGGCUAUGCAAAGCACCGAGGCAGUUCUUAACAACCGCUUCAUCAGGGUGCACUGGUUUCGUGAGGAUGGAGCUGAAGGUCACGGUCAGGGCCAGAGCCAGUCGCACUCACAGCAGCAGCCACAUCCAGCCAUGCAGCCCUCAGCCACAUCUCUUAAACAGUCUGUGAAAGACCGCCUCGGACCCCUGCUCACUGUGAACUCCGAACCUUCCCAAGAUUCCAGUGUAGCCUCUCAGAAUCCUUCAAAAGUGUCGGUGAAAGACCGUUUGGGUUUCUCAGCCAAACCAGCAGCUCCUGUUGAGAAGGUUUUUUCUACCUCCAUGGGACUCACAAAGACUGUAUACAAUCCUGUUGCUUUGAAAGCAGCACAGAAAACCACAGAGGACGCCCUGAAGAAGAAACAGGAAGCUCUAAGACUACAGCAGGACGUGAGGAAGAAGAAGCAGGAAAUUCUGGAGAAACAUAUUGAGACACAAAAGCUCCUGAUAUCCAAACUUGAAAAGAACAAAACAAUGAAAGCUGAGGAUAAAGCCAAGAUCAUGGAAACUCUUGGCACCUUGACAAAGAGCAUCACCAAACUACAGGAGGAGAUAAAGGGAAUCUCAGGCAGCAACAAUCUACUCCGGACAGUCAAGAGCAAAGCCCAGGCCCAGAAGGAGCUGCUGGAUGCCGAGUUGGACUUGUAUAAGAAGACUCAGGCUGGAGAGGAUACGGCUAUGUUGAAGAUCAAGUACACACAGCUUCAAAUUGAGGCGGCCAAAAGGGGAAUCCUGUCACCAGGACGAGGACGGGGAGUCCACACUCGGGGCCGUGGAGCUCCCAGGGCCCGAGGCAGGGGUACCAGAGGGCGGGGAAGAGGUGUGCCAGUGCAUGCAGUUGUAGACUAUCGACCGCGAGCUCUGGAGAUUUCUGGAUUCAGUGAAGCGGACCACGUAGACCUACUGCCACACUUUGCUCAAUUUGGAGAGAUAGAAGAUUGCCAGAUUAAUGAAAACAACUUGUCUGCAAUCAUCACUUACAAGACCAGAGCAGAGGCCGAACAGGCAGCGCUUCAUGGAAUGAGGCUGAACAACCAGAGUUUACACCUAGCUUGGCAUAAGCCUGUCAUGAACCUCAAUAGUAAUGAUGCUGAAGAGGCAGAACCAGAGGAAGAUGAGUACCCAGACGAGUCCCUGAGUGACGAUGCAUUACUGCAAGACGACGAUGAAGAGGAUGAUGACAAUGAGCCUCGAUCCUGGCGAAGAUGAAGAACAGCUCCUGGUUGCUCUGGUGUGGAGGACGUGCAGCUGUCCACUAACUUUUCAAGAUUUCAGUGCCGGUUUAUGAUGUAUUUCACUUCUUUGCUGGACUUUUUUUUUUUCCCUCUCAAAUAUGUAACUGGCAUAGCAACAAUGUGCAAGUUAGAUUAAUUUUAAUGUUUACCAGAUACAACAAUGGUGAUUUUUUUUUUUAAUGCUCUUAAUGUAGAAGUAGUUCUGUGCCCUUUCCUUUUUUUUUUCUCCUUUCUUUCUUUCACAAAACACAAAUAGUUUGUCGGGAUAGGUGACAAUGUUCACUUAAAGACACAUUUGCUAACUUGUUUUAAGAAAACAGAACCUGUGUUGUAAUUUGAAAUUGAAUGACAGACUGUAGCUUUUGCAGAAUAGUGUUAGGUUGACUGGUUUAAUGCUCAUGUGUAAAUAUUUUAUGUAUGGGUUGAAAUUAUUUGUAUAAAUGCUUGGCUUCUCAGUUCUUGGCUUUACUUUGAAUUGUGUAAAAAAAGAAAAGAAAUAAAGAAUUGAAAUGGUCUGAUAACAUCCUGCCAAAACACCAAAAAAAAGAAAAAUAGAAAACAAAUGUUGGCAGUGAAAAAAGAAAAAAAAUCCAAAAGAGUGUAAAAAAGACCAUUUCAAAAAACAAAAAAACUUCCUCUUCACCAAAAGAGCAAAACUUCCAACAAACUUCCUCCUUACACCCACACUUUUUUUUUUGUCGGUAAGGUAACUUUUUACAUACCAUAUGAAGGUAAGGGCAUGAAAUAAAUGCUUUAUUCAUUCCUUUAUACACUUUACUCUGUACUGGAGACAGUAAAUCUAAUCUGCAGGUUCAGUCACUGAUAGAAAGAGUAAUAAUGGCUAAAAUAUUUGAUUUUCAUUUUUUUGCAGGAGCAGAGUCUGCAGAAUCCUGACACAGCUGCUCCAUCUCCAACAGCCUUCAGCAUCUGAAGAUUUUAUGAACUGAAUGUUGUAUUUAAUGUUUCAUUUUGUACUUGACAAAUAAAUUAUCAUGUAUGAAAAAUAUAGCAA
Molecule: messenger RNA, 4474 nt
Organism: Sphaeramia orbicularis (orbiculate cardinalfish)
Lineage: Eukaryota; Metazoa; Chordata; Actinopteri; Kurtiformes; Apogonidae
Product: RNA-binding protein 26-like
Exons: 22
Coding region: 392-3436 (1014 amino acids)
Cellular component (GO): nucleus
Molecular function (GO): RNA binding; metal ion binding
Source: RefSeq, a predicted model, not a curated record